Molecule: messenger RNA, 810 nt
Organism: Ruditapes philippinarum (Manila clam)
Lineage: Eukaryota; Metazoa; Mollusca; Bivalvia; Venerida; Veneridae
Product: anoctamin-4-like
Exons: 9
Coding region: 1-810 (269 amino acids)
Biological process (GO): chloride transmembrane transport
Cellular component (GO): plasma membrane
Molecular function (GO): chloride channel activity
Source: RefSeq, a predicted model, not a curated record
AUGAAGACGGUGUCAGGAUUUGCUCUAAAGAUAUGGAGGAAACAUUGCCAGUGUUGUUCAUGUAUUCCUUUCUUGAGGAAAUACCUCCACGUUAAUGCUAAACCUAAGUCAGAGAAAAGUUUGCUUGAGAUUGAGUUAGAGAAACCUAGCCUCGGAAACUUCACCCUCGGGGAAUACACAGAGAAAAUCAUUCAGUAUGGGCUCAUGAUGUUGUUUGCUGCAUCUUUUCCCCUGGCACCAUUGUUGGCACUUCUUCUGAAUGCAAUUGAUAUGCGUAUAGAUGCAUGGAGAAUGUUAUGGUGGUAUCAGAGACCAAUGGCCAUCAUUGCUGAAGAUAUAGGUACAUGGUUUGUAAUAUUGACCUUUGUGAACUACGUGGGUGUGGUCUCCAAUGGUUUCCUGAUAGCAUUUACCUCAGAUUGGGGGAGCGGCUAUGACACAGCAGGCAAACUCUGGAUUGUCAUUGGUUUUGAGCAUAUUGUGUUCUCUUUGAAAUUUCUGAUAGCUUAUUUGAUCCCAGAUAUCCCACCCUCAGUUGCUCUUGCUAUGAGAAAGAAAAAGUAUCAGCUAAUGAAGAAGAUUGGUGAAGAUAAGUUGAAGGAUAAAGAUCAUUUCAAUGUGACCACUGCAUUACCACCAACGAAACCUGCGCCGCAGGAACUAGGUCCACUUAUUUUAUCAAGAGUUGAUGAUGAGGAUGGUGGCCCUAGAAUGAGAAGACAGACAAGUAACUUUGUAAAUGAAGAAGAUACAGAAGUUAGAAGAAUGAAGAAGAAAAAGAAGCACACAGAUAAGAAUUGGUACAACUAG